AAUGAAUUGAUUAACCGAAAAUCAGGGAGCGCCAAAAUCACGGUGGUCAUAAAGGGAAUCCCUCUUCUAACAAACAUAUCAAAACAAAAGUUAUCGGACCAACCUUUGUCUCUUCCUCGAACAUGCCAACCUGUAAUUUUUCAUCAUUACCCACUCAAAACAUGCCAUGUGGCACUUGACCCCACCAACAACUCUUAGUCAUACCUUUAAAACACUUCCAUCAUAAAUUCUUCCAGCAAAAGCCCACAUUCACUCAAUCACUCAAUACUUUCCUUCCUUAACCGAAAAAGAAAGAAAAGUUGCCCAUUUUACACAAAUAUACCCAUUAAAUUACACUCUCCAAGUCCAAGCAAUAAGUGUUUGCAUUGAUUUCUCCAUCAUUAAUGGCCUCCUUUUGCCUCCUCGUAUUACUUCUUUUUAUGAACUCACCUUUGCUCUCUUUAGCUUCUGAUCAUCAUCUAAAUUCAGAAGCCUCUCCUUCUUCCAUCUCAGCUUCGCCUGCAUUUUUAACAAGUCCUACUUACCAAGAACUUUCGCCUGAUAUUUCUCCACUCUUGCCUUCUCCUGGUGGGGUGGUGCCUACUCCAACUGGCUCUUCUGUGCCCACCAUUCCCUCCAACCCCAGCCCGCCGAACCCGGAUGCCCCUGGCCCUGCUUUUUCGCCGUUCAGCCAAUUGCCGGCCGCUUACUCCAUGGCACAGAGAAAUCUAGUUGGCCAGUUGAAGAAGCUACCUCUAUAUGUUGCAACGUUUUGGUCAUGCCACCACCUUCUCAGGAUAUGAAAUAAAAGGUUACAAAUCUUUGUUUAUGCUCUUUUUUUUUUUUUUUUGGUUUGAUCAAAGUAACAUGAGUCAUAAUGUAUGUAGUUAGUUAUUCUGUU
This is a messenger RNA of Pistacia vera, 880 nucleotides long. RefSeq names its product classical arabinogalactan protein 26-like. The record is from RefSeq and is a predicted model, not a curated record. The transcript has a single exon. The coding region runs from base 384 to 782 and encodes 132 amino acids. NCBI's taxonomy places the organism in Eukaryota, Viridiplantae, Streptophyta, Magnoliopsida, Sapindales, Anacardiaceae.